ACUAUUACAUAAAGGAUACUCAAUUGAAUUCCUUUUCAACAAGUUUUCCCAAAAAAGAAAAGACAACACUCUCUAAAAGUGUUGCUUCUUUAAAAUUCUCUCAGCUCUAUUGUUGUCUUGAAUUGACAAUGGCAGAGGAGUUGAUAUUGUUGGAUGAAUGGCUUAGUAUGUUUGGUAUGAGAGCAAGGAUAGCAUUGGCUGAAAAAGAGAUAAAUUAUGAGUAUAAAGAAGAAGAUCUUAUGAACAAGAGUCAAAUGCUUUUGCAAAUGAAUCCAAUUCAUAAGAAGAUCCCUGUUCUUAUCCAUAAGGGAAAACCAAUUUGUGAGUCAAUUAUUAUUGUUGAGUAUAUUGAUGAGGUUUGGAAGGAUAGAGUUCCAUUAUUACCCUCAGAUCCUUAUCAAAAAGCUCAAGCCAGAUUUUGGGCUGAUUUUGUCAACAAGAAGGUUGGUGAUGUUGGGGGAAGGAUAUGGUCUAAAAAAAGAGAUGAGAUUGAAGGAGCAAAGAAUGAGUUAAUUGAGGGAUUAAAGGAAUUGGAGAAUGUGCUUGGAGACAAGCCUUAUUUUGGGGGUGACACAUUUGGGUUUGUUGACAUUGCUUUGAUCCCUUUCUAUAAUUGGUUUUAUACUUAUGAGAAAUUAGGCAAUUUCAAAGUGGAGGCAGAGUGUGCUAAAUUGAUUGUUUGGGCAAAAAGAUGCAUUCAUAGAGAGAGUGUUUCCAAAUCAGUUGCUGAUGAAAAAGAUAUUUAUGAGUGGGUUGUUAAUUAUAGGAAGAAACUUGAGUUAGACUAAGAAGCCACUUGGGUGUGACAAAAAAUUUAUUUUAUGAAAUUAAACUUUGGACUUGUUGUGUUCUUGUUACAAUUUGUUAUUUCUACUAGUGUUUUGGAUAUUUGCAGCU
Messenger RNA from Cicer arietinum (chickpea), 897 nucleotides. RefSeq names its product probable glutathione S-transferase. Gene Ontology annotation, molecular function: glutathione transferase activity. Gene Ontology annotation, cellular component: cytoplasm. The record is from RefSeq and is a predicted model, not a curated record. Gene Ontology annotation, biological process: glutathione metabolic process. NCBI's taxonomy places the organism in Eukaryota, Viridiplantae, Streptophyta, Magnoliopsida, Fabales, Fabaceae.